Messenger RNA from Labrus mixtus (cuckoo wrasse), 5617 nucleotides. RefSeq names its product ectonucleotide pyrophosphatase/phosphodiesterase 4 (gene enpp4). The record is from RefSeq and is a predicted model, not a curated record. The coding region runs from base 147 to 1490 and encodes 447 amino acids. The transcript is spliced from 9 exons. Lineage: Eukaryota; Metazoa; Chordata; Actinopteri; Labriformes; Labridae.
AAGGGCAUACCGGAGCGGCUGGUAAACCUGUUAGCUUUACAACAAUAGUCUUGGUAAAUGUCGAGGAAGUCAAACGAUGAUGGUGCGCACAUAGCAUAGAAUAAAUGGAAAAGUAAUUCAGCUAGUGGAAAACUGGAUGUAACAGGAUGUUACUUAAACUGCUGCUGGCUUUCCUGUGUGGGGUAACAGCUCAGCACGGUCCUCCUCCUUUGCUGCUGGUGUCAUUCGACGGCUUCAGAGCAGACUACCUGCAGAGGUUCCCGAUGCUGAACCUGAAGCUCCUGUACAACCAGGGGGUCCUGGUGGAGGAGCUCACCAACGUCUUCAUCACCAAGACGUUUCCAAACCACUACAGCCUGGUUACCGGGCUGUACGCCGAAUCUCACGGUAUAGUCGCCAAUAACAUGUACGACCCCGUCAGCCACAAGUUCUUCCAUGUUGGGGGAAAAAAUGACCCGUGGUGGUGGAGCGAGGCGGAGCCCCUCUGGGUCACAGCACUGGACUCUGGCUACAAGACGGCAGGGGUGAUGUGGCCCGGCUCGGAUUUAGCGAUAAGAAACCGCACGCCGUCGCAUUUCCUGCCCUACGACCCCGGUGUGACGUUUGGGCAACGCGUGGGGAAUGUUACAAACUGGAUUCUUGGAGACGGAAAGGAGGAAGGAGUGAAGUUUGCGGCUCUCUACUGGGAGGAGCCAGACAGGUCAGGCCACCUUUACGGCCCUGACAACACCUCAGAGAUGGCAAAAGCUUUGAAGGAGGUUGACGACAACAUCGGCCUUCUGGUUUCAGAGCUGAAGCGGACCGGCCUCUGGGGUCACAUCAAUGUCCUGAUAGCCAGCGACCAUGGCAUGGCUCAGUGCUCGACAGAGCGCCUCAUACGGCUCGACGACUGCCUCCGACCAGACAGCUACACGCUGGUGGACCUCACACCUGUGGCAGCCAUUCUCCCAAAUGAAGAUCCAGAGGCCAUGGUGACCCUGCUGAAUAAGUGCCACGCUCAUAUAAAAGCGUAUUUGAAAGAGGACAUCCCCGACAGAUUACAUUACAGCCACAACAUACGCCUACAGCCGAUCAUAGUGGUUGCUGACGAGGGCUGGACCAUAGUGCAGCGUGGGAACAAGCUGGAAAAAUUGGGCCAACAUGGCUACGACAACGCCUUCCCUAGCAUGCACCCCUUCUUGGCAGCGACGGGGCCUUAUUUUCGUCAAGGUUAUCGAAUCAGCAGUUUACAAAGCGUGGACAUUUACCCGCUCAUGUGCCAUCUGCUGUCAAUGCCUCCGCGGCCAAAUAAUGGCACUCUGACCCGGGCCCGGUGCCUCCUGGCUGCUGAGAUCUGCUGGGAUGUCGGGCUGACGAUCCUGCUGCUAGUGGGCCUCCUCCUGCUAGUCAUCACGGUUGCAAUUGUGUUCAGGUUGAUGUACCGGCGGCGCUCAUUGGCUUAUCGCCAGAUGUCAGAGAACAACUUUGAGUCGGAUCAUGGCAGUAUCUGACAUGAUGGUGUCUUCGUUUCAACACUGCACCAAGAAGGGGGACGGACAGUUUCACAAAAAACAACAACCACCAAAAGUGGGAAAAGUGGGCGAUACUUUGAAAAUGUAACAAGACAAAGAGUUUGUCACCAUUUUUUUAAACCAUUACAACUGCAGGGUCAGCUGACUGGUACUGACUGUUCAUAACUUUUCUUCAAACUCUGUCACAAUGGACAUGAUAAUGUGAUGGAUAUGGAAGCCCAUUUCCGCCAGUUAAAAAAAUAAAAAUGAAACCUUGGCUUUGUUGAGAUUUUUUUUUUGCCCAUAUUAAGUCAAAAUUAUGAGAUAAAAAAGUCAUAAUUAUGAGAUAGUUGAAAGGAAGAAAACUUACUAAAGACAAAGCAGUAGCUUUACUUUGGUGUGAGCUCUAGCUGCUAUUUAAUAUGAUAUGGAUUGUGAGUACAUUGAGACUUACUUUAAACGUGGUUAUACCACAAAUGAAAUGUUAUCUUUGCUAGCGGAUUCGCAUGGGAUAGUGCUAAGCAAACGCACCCUUGAAAGGAUUUUAAGGAAGAAGCAGCUCUGGCGAAGAAAGAAUAAAACUGAUGUGGCUGAGGUGGCAACCUUUAUUGAGAAUCAACUGGAAACAUCUGGUCAGUGCCAUGGCUACAGAUGGAGGCACCAAAAAUGUUGGUUACAUGGGAUUGUGACUGACAGAGAAACAGUUUGAGUAUUGCUGCAGUUAUUUGAUGGUGAAGGUGUUGAUGUCAGGUCAAGAAACAGACUGCGGAGGCGUGUUUACCACAGCUGUGGUCCAAACAAUGUUUGGCAUAUUGAUGGCUAUGACAAGCUUAAGCCAUUUGGAAUUGCAAUCAGUGGAUCCAUUGAUGGUUUUUCCAGGAAGAUGAUUUGGCUUGAAGCUUACAAAACAAACAAUGACCCAAAGGUCAUCGCUGGCUACUAUAUGGAUGCUGUGAUCAAUGCUGGUGGUUGCCCUGCCAGAAUCAGACUUGACUUGGGGACAGAAAAUGGCCAUAUGGCUGAAAUGCAGCAGUUUUUGCAUUUUUCUGAGAACCAAGCUGAAACAGACAGUGUAACCUUUGGUCCAAGCACUGGAAACCAGCGGAUAGAACGAUGGUGGUUAACCUUGAGAAGUGAGUGUGUCCAGUUUUGGAUUGACCUGUUUGACAAACUGAGAGAAGAUGGCUACUUCUCAGACAACUUCUUGGACAAGUCCUUGAUCCGGUUUUGCUUUCUUCAAACAAUACAGGAAGAACUUGAUGAGGUUGUUCUGACUUGGAAUAACCACAGAGUCCGUCAAGUCCACAACUCACGCUCACCUCAUGGACGUCCCUCCAUAUUGCAUGCAGUCCCUCAACUGUACGGAGGCAGGGAUUGUUUGCAUCAUGUGGAUAUGGAGAAGAUUCAAAUCUGUUACAGAGUACCAAUGAAACGAACACAGGUGUCUGGUCUGUGGGGGCCCGGGGCCGGUGAGGAGAUGAAGCAGCUAUUCAACAGAUUUCAGGUGUUCAUGGCUUUAGGUUACAUGUAUCCUGAUGACCCCCUUACUCCUCACUCAGAGAGCAAUGCGAAGGCCAAUAGCCACCUCACUGCAACACUUUGUUUACGUUUCAGGGACACUAUCUAGUACCGUGAGCGUUAGCCUACUGUGUAGUAACCUAUAGGCUACAUUGACAUUUGAGUCAACGUCAGCGCUACGUAAACAGUAAUGUAAUGUGUUUAGUUCUAACGCCAACCAGAUUAAAAGACACAACUAUUUGGGCUAUCAUGCAUCUAACAUUUAUCACAUUUGGUAGAAUUAGUUACCUUGUUUAGGAUUGCAUAGCGUGGCUGGGCGAGUGAGGGGAUGCAUCAUUUUUAUCUCAUAAUUAUGACUUAAUAUGGGCAAAAAAAAAAUCUCAAAGAGACUCAAUAAAGCCAAGUUUUCAUUUUUAUCUUUUUAACUGGCGGAAAUGGGCUUACAUUUUUUUGUAAUGUAGCGUAUUGAAGGGAAAUGUUGACGUUUCUUUUUAUUGUUGAAAUUUUAGUUUUUCUGCAGGAAUUGUUUUUUUUUUUUUAAAUAAAAGGUGUGUAUUUGUACUGUUCCUGUUGGCCAGCAGAGGGAGCCAGUAGGUCAUAUUUAUAUUUAUGUUACAUCUCACUGUGGAGGAAAGCUAAAAGUAAAUGUUGGUAUCUUGCUUUUUUUUUUUUUUUUUAAUCCUACAGUCUGGAAUAAUCCAGUUUAGGCUUGACUAAUCAGUUUAUCAAUAACUACAUUUUAGGGUGAUACAUUUAACAAAUACAUUUUUGUAUUAAAGGGAAUAACUGCUAUUAAAGCUGUAGUAAAGGGAAAUGGCUAUUCUGAAGAGGCUGAUUUCUAUCCAUAUAAGACUGUAGAUAAAAUAAUGAUGAAAAUAAAGAUAUCACACCGAUGGAACAAGGUGAUAUUCACCAUGAGAAAACUUGAUUUUGUUUUAUGUGAAAUAAGCCGUGUGGUAGUUAUUUGAAGGAUCUUGUGGGACAGCUUCACACUGGAUUGUUUUUAUUUUAAAAAAAUGAUAGAUGAUUAAAUUCAGUGAAUGAUUUGUAACCUUUAUCAUGUAUGAUAAGUUUCAUAUUUUUAAGCGUCUGAUGGAACUUUCUCCAUCAAGCAGUGCCAUAAAAAUACCAAAGCCAAAGAUUAAAGUUUGUCUCAUUAUCACAAGUCUUAUAAAGUGUAUUCCUCUUUGCCAAAGAGCUCCAUCUUUCAAAAAGACAUCUACGUACCACCAUGUUUGUGUUAAUUGUUAAACAGCUCUAUAAUUGACAGUUUACACUUGUUAUCGUAUCAGCUGAUACAGUAAAAAAAUUGUUCUUCCAAAGAAACAACAUAUGUCUGGAUUAUUCUAAAAUAUACAUUACUAUUAGAACGCCAUGCUGUUUUGAGCUGGGUUUGACCUAAAGUGUAAGAACUGACGCCAUGUUUGUAGUCUUUUUAAGCAAUUUCUUGUGGCGGUAUACGUAUUUUGCGAUUUACUUGAAAAGGAUGUUUUAAAAAAAAUAAUUGAUUACAGUCAUGCCUCUUAAUUUGCACCCUCAUUUCUGUGAGACGUGAAAAGUUUGUGCCAUAAAGCAGUCCCAGUGUAAAAACUCAGGCCAGAGGUGUGAUAUGAGGCGCAGCGAAGAAGCUACCAGCGUCAAGAUGAUGUUCUCAUGUUUUGUGCUUAGAUCAUUUUUUAAUGUUUGAAUGUUUUAAAGCAGUGGUUCCCUUGAGCACCCUCUACUUAUAUCUAAGAAAAGCUGAGUCGCCCCCAGGACAGUCGCAAAAAAAAAAAUUGCUAUCCAAAGUUAUUAAUUUUAAUUGAUUUCAUUGAUAAAAUCCCAACAGAUUGGGCCCACACACACACACAAGUGUUUCAAUGUUAUUUAAAGGUCACAUAUUAUCCUCCUUUUUGAUAAGUUAAAGAAGUCUCAGAGCUCCUGAAAACAUGUCUCCUGCCAAAAAAUCAACUCUGAUCCUGUUUUUUUAUUAUGCCUUUAGAACCCUCUAUUUCAGCCCUGCUCAGAACAGGCUGUUUCUGUGUCUGUACCUUUAAAUAUGCAAAUGACCUGUGUCUGACCACGCCCCUCUCUGGAAGGGCUUGAGCUAUCUCGCUCCAUGCCCUGAAGAAAGGUAGACUCAGAAGUCAGAACAAACACCUACUGUAGCUGUGGGAGUGUCACCCACCUGGGGGAGGGGUUACUGCCCUUUGUGAUGUCACAAAGGGAAAAUCUCCAAACAGCCUGUUUGAGCACACAUUUUCUGAAAAGUGGAGCAGCAAAAGAUGGAGAGGAUGGACUCUUCUCAUCAUUUGGGGGGUUUGUAGACAGACUAGAGACACAUUAGAGUUAGAGAAACAUGGUGAAGUGGAUUUUGCAUAAUGUGUGACCUUUAAGUUAAUAUGUGUGCAUCUAAUUUUGACAACCGGACUCAAGGUGCGGAACCAGUGUUUUAAAGGUACAGUACGUUAUGUAAUAUGCACUUUUAAUGUGUUUGGUCAUCAACGUUACCCUUUUUUGUUUUUGGUCUGUGAAGGCGUGUAAAAUACCUUCUUGGUUCCGUCCAAAUCAUGGAAGGUCUACGACAGUUUCCCUCGGGGUCAAUAAAACUUUGAAAAUGAGUAAAUUGA